Molecule: messenger RNA, 954 nt
Organism: Sordaria macrospora k-hell
Lineage: Eukaryota; Fungi; Ascomycota; Sordariomycetes; Sordariales; Sordariaceae
Source: RefSeq, a predicted model, not a curated record
AUGUCGAGCGAGGAGUGGGCUGAGGAUUUUUGGAGUCAGGGGGUGAAAAAGGGGAGUUGGAGGGAGUGGAAGAUGAGAGUUGAGAUUGAGGUGCAGGUGUUUUGGGUGCAGUAUGGGGAAAGGGCGAAGAAAGUCAUGAGUCGGACUGUUGUUACGGCUAUGAUCUGGGAGGCUCUUCUUAGACUUGGACUGUUUAGUCAGAUUGGCGAGACGGUCUUGAGUCUGAUUAUGGGAGCGGUUGUGGUGUUGAUUUCGGGGUCUGCAGCGUGGUUUUUGUCUGAGUUUGCCGUGGACGACGAUGACAAUAAACCCGAAGCCAACCUUUUAGACGAGGAGGACGAAAAGCACGACCUCAAACAUAGACAACAACGCCAGCAAAAACCAGGCAUUGAUGGAUCAACACCUGGACUAAGUGACAUCGACGAGGAAGAUGCCGACGACGAAGAUCAAUCCGGACCCGAUCCCGAGCCCGAAUCAUCAUCAUCAUCAUCAUCAUCAUCAUCAUCCGAAGAUGAAGAUGAAGAUGAACAUGAUCAAAAAAUUCACUACGAAGGAUCAGACUACGUCUACGAGUACGAAUCCGAUUACUCCGAAUAUCAACCGCGUCGCCGACGACGACGACCAUCACAGAGCCGUAAUCGAUCACGGAGUCGGAGCCGAUUACGCAGCCGGAAUCGAUUAAACAGUCGAUUAGCCAGUCGCUCACGGAGCCGAUUACGAUUACGGAGACGAGGACGAAGCCAGAACCAGACCCAAAACCAAAGUCGGAGUCGUCAAGAUCUGGACUUCGAGGUUGAAUAUCUUUCCAGUUUCUCACUUGGUUCAGGUGUAGGACAUUCGUAUGGAGGUGGUGAUGGCGACGUUGGUGGUGGUGGAAGUGGUAAUGGGCCGAGAUACGGACAGGAGGGUGGAGAGGGGUAUAUCUCUAGUUGGUCGGGGAGGGGGUCAGAUUAG